AUGUCCCUCAACACAGUAACCAGCGGCCUAAACCAAGACCUACCCACCGACAGCGUCACCAAAACCGCCUCAGGAACAGUCAACAGCACCGCCGACCACAUCACCGACCAGACCAUCCCAGGCGAAUAUCCCUCCGACGACACCGACACCAAAUAUGACAAGCCGGCCCCCGACAUCUCCUUCUCAUCCAUCUGGUCCGCCUCCAAGACCUGGCUGUUCUCCCUUUUCCCCAACGUUCUCGACCGCUUCGAAAACUGGAUCAAGGCGCUGGUCGCCUGGGUCCUCCCUCCCCCGCGACAAGCCAAAAUGUACGAAGCGAUUCUGAACCGGCCCAUCGCGUCCUCGUUCAUCAUCUGCCAGCUCGUCUGCUGUGGGGUCCCGCUGCUGGUCUUCCUGGCGGGUGUGUUCCUCUUUGCGGCGGUUGCGGUGUUGCUCUGGGCGGUGCUGUCGUUGCUUCUGGCGGCGCCGAUUUUGUUGGUCGCCAGUAUGAUGGGGGUGUCGCUUUGGGGAUGGGGCUGGGUUUUGUACGGGUUGGUGAAGUUUAUUGAUCAGCAUUUCCUGGGGGGGAUGAUUACUCGGUUUUGGUUGGCGAAUCGGCAGGAUCAGGAUGGAGGGGAUGGGCCUGAGGGUGAGGGACAGAAGGGGGAGGAGGAUGAGAUGACAGGGAAGGACGACAAGAGUGAGAAGAAGAGACCGAAGAAACUGCAAGUGAAGAAGGAUACUUGA
Aspergillus fumigatus Af293 is the source of this 726-nucleotide messenger RNA. RefSeq names its product seipin co-factor family protein. Bases 1 to 726 code for a protein of 241 amino acids. The transcript has a single exon. The record is from RefSeq and is a predicted model, not a curated record. Lineage: Eukaryota; Fungi; Ascomycota; Eurotiomycetes; Eurotiales; Aspergillaceae.